AUGGAUCCCAAGAUAUUCCUGGCAGAAAAUGUGCUGAAUGAGCGCCAGACAAUCACCUAUCGCUCAUUGAGCCGCGCGCUGAAAGUUCACGCCAAUCGUGCUAAACAGAUCCUUUUUGAAUUCCAUCGAAAUGAAAACGCAAAGACACCACAGACUGUGCACGCAACCUACGUUAUCUCCGGUAUUCAAGAGCAAUCUACGAUCAAUGGCAAUGGCAAUGCGAACAAGGAUGACGAGGUCCCACCAAGCAGUCCCUAUCUCCCUAGUUCAAUGCCAAAUCAAGAUUCUUCAUCUGAAUCAGUGCGCAUUUCCUCGAUCAUACUAGCCCGGGAGGAAGAUUUGGAGGAUGCGAAAGCUACCUUCCAGUCUAUCUCUAAAAUUCAUAUCUAUAGCAUCCAGUCCACGGUGAUCCAAGAUCUCAACACAUUGACAGAUGCGGCCGAGGAAACUGCCAAGGUGCAUGCGCAAGAAGAUCCCCUCGAGUGUGGAAAGCAAUGGGGCAUGAUUCAGAAUCACAAUGUCAAGCGGAGAACCGGGACACGCCCACCCCCGCCGCCAGAAGUCCCUGUACCCAAGAAAUCAGAGCCAAUUGCCAAGAAACCUGAAUCGACUGUUCCUGCCAAGAGACCUCUUCAAAAAGAGAGUGUGAAGUCGGAUAUUAAGGCAGAAGAGCCCAAAUCACAACCCUCUGCUAGUGGUACUCAAUCAUCAGUCAACACGUCUACCAAAACAGUACCCCCGAAGCAGAAGGGCAACCUCUUCAGCUCUUUUGCGAAGGCAAAGCCGAAGUCCAAGCCAACUGCGCCUUUAGAAGAUGUGGUCAUGGAUGAUGCCUCUGAGGAAGAGCAAGAGGAGUUGUUCCCAGAUUCAGCUGACAAGGACAAAGACCAAGCUAGUCGCGAAAGCAAGAGAGAGCGCGAAGAUAAAUUAAGAAAGAUGAUGGAAGAUGAUGAAGCCGAUGAUGAGGAAAUGCCCGACGCCGAUGAAGAACCAGAGCGCGAACCGACUCCUAUGGAACAGUUGCCGCCUCCUAAACCAGUCGAGUUGAAGGAGGAGAUAUCGGUGCAAGGAGGACGUCGCCGCGGCAGACGACAAGUCAUGAAGAAGCGCACAGUCAAGGAUGAAGAGGGUUACCUAGUGACUAGAGAAGAGCCUUCAUGGGAAUCAUUCUCCGAGGAUGAACCAGCACCGGUCAAGAAGAAGCCAGCAGUUAAUGUGCCCAAAGCCAAGGGAGGAAAACCUGGCCAGGGCAAUAUCAUGUCAUUCUUUGGCAAAAAGUAA
This is a messenger RNA of Penicillium taxi, 1281 nucleotides long. RefSeq lists its product as uncharacterized. Lineage: Eukaryota; Fungi; Ascomycota; Eurotiomycetes; Eurotiales; Aspergillaceae. The coding region runs from base 1 to 1281 and encodes 426 amino acids. Gene Ontology annotation, biological process: DNA replication; nucleotide-excision repair, DNA gap filling; DNA strand elongation involved in DNA replication. The transcript has 7 exons. Gene Ontology annotation, molecular function: DNA-directed DNA polymerase activity. The record is from RefSeq and is a predicted model, not a curated record. Gene Ontology annotation, cellular component: nucleus; delta DNA polymerase complex.